GCCGCGGCUGCCCUACCGCUGUCUCCUUGGUACAAUUCGAUCACUUGUCGGCUCCUCAGCUACCUUUCAGCCACAGCACCACGUGGACGCGCUGGCUGUUGCCGUAGGGAGCGCUGCGCAGAGAGGGUCAGCUGGGUUCAAACCUUGUGUGGGCCACACCGGUCGACGCCGCGGCUUACAGUUAUCAAAAAGAUGCGCCGCAGCACGGCCGCAGCGCGCACGGUGCUCUGCGGCACGGUCAUCCGCUGCGCGCGGGCCCUGAGCGCCGCGCCGAUGGACACGAUCCAGCGGUGCAUGCUGAGACGAGCGGAGCAGCGCGGCGGCCCCGUGCCCCUCGUAACCAGAAAAGUUCAGGAGUCCAUCGAGCGCCGACGAAGUAAUGGAGCGCGCACGGCGGCCGUGCUCGUGCCGAUCGCUUCUGUCAAUGACGAGCCGCACGUCGUUUUUAGUGUGAGAUCCGAUAAAGUGUCCACGCAUAAGUCGCAAGUGAGCUUCCCGGGCGGCCACAUCGAGCUCAACGAGACGGCGGAGCAGGCGGCGUUGCGGGAAGCGCGCGAAGAGUUCGGUCCCGAUUUUGAGUCAGGCUUUUCAGUGGUAGCAGAGUGUAGAGAAGUUUUAGCUGUGACGGGCACGGUCGUGACGCCCGUCGUCGCGUGUCGUUCUCGGCCCUUGGACUUGGGGCGGGACGUUGUCUAUGAGGAGGACGAAGUGGCAGAGGUCUUUUCGUUACCGGUGGCGCAUUUACUGGAUCCAGUCAAUCGGGAGGAGCGUAUGUAUGAGAACCGGGGCCGCCUGCCGGUCUUCCACGGCGGUCCCGCAGAAAUAUGGGGGCUCACCGCGUACGUCCUGGACGGCGUCCUCGAGAAGCUCGUGCGGCCCUGCGUCGGGGGGCUGGAGGCGUCCGAGGCGCCGCGGGGAAGCGGGUCUUAA
This is a messenger RNA of Pelagomonas calceolata, 930 nucleotides long. NCBI's taxonomy places the organism in Eukaryota, Pelagophyceae, Pelagomonadales, Pelagomonadaceae. The record is from the annotation of a GenBank genome assembly.